This is a messenger RNA of Drosophila eugracilis, 412 nucleotides long. Its product is annotated as nuclease EXOG, mitochondrial-like. The annotation marks the transcript as partial. The record is from RefSeq and is a predicted model, not a curated record. Gene Ontology annotation, cellular component: mitochondrial inner membrane; nucleus. Gene Ontology annotation, molecular function: metal ion binding; nucleic acid binding; RNA endonuclease activity. The transcript has a single exon. NCBI's taxonomy places the organism in Eukaryota, Metazoa, Arthropoda, Insecta, Diptera, Drosophilidae. Gene Ontology annotation, biological process: apoptotic DNA fragmentation.
AUGUCGCCCUUGCAUGCCAACUCGUUUUUCAAGGGCGAAAUUUAUGAUAGAUUUAAGAAAAUCUAUGGGGAACGGCAAAACUAUAUAGCCAAUGGAGCUGAGGUUAUUAAUCGUGGACACCUGACCGCCUCCUCAGACUUUCUCUUCGAAGAUCAACUAAGCUCAACGUAUAAGCUGGUUAACGUGGUGCCCCAGUUCGCUAGCAUUAAUUCAGGAAAUUGGAACAUAAUCGAGAGGUGGGUGCAAAGUCUCCCGGUGGAUGAUCAUGGAUUAAUUGUUAGAACUGGAGCUUUUGGAGUUCUGAAACUAAAACGAGGUCGCGUUGACAAGUUAGCCUAUCUUAUCGAAGGCGCCAAGAAUCCAGUGCCCGCAUGGUUAUACAAGAAAAUAACCAAAACGAAGUCGGACGGAA